AUGAUGACUGAACCCGCUGCACCCUCCACAACCGAGCUCUUGCGCUUCAGUGACGCUGCCGUUGCCAGCGGAUACCAACCACUGGACGAGUCGGAUAGCUACAACAAUGACGGCGGAUACCUCCCACGACGACGCCUGGGACAACUCGGUGGUGGUCGAAUGAUUCCUUGUCGCAGAACAUCCAGCAACAUUAUCCAAUUGACCAGUGUGCACGCUCGAUUCUCCCUCGCCAGUGUGGCCUCGAGCAUUACCUGUGGCGACUUUGACGACGAGGAGGACCAGUUUGGCGACGACGAAGAAGAGUUCGACAAUGACGACGACAAGGAGCUCUUGAUCAGUGACUUGCUCGUCGUCUCCAACGAACAGAAACGAGGCUCUCAAUUCAACAGCCUCAACGACAGCAUGCCCACGCUUCCUCUGCGACGAGACAGCUCCCAUGUGCGCCACGAUAAGGUCCCACAAAUGCCGGGACGACGAACCAGUACCGUCAGUUGCGAAGCAGCCAAACGAUCCAGCACCGCAAGAAGCAGUGGCACCCCCAAGUCGUUUGCCGUUGACUGCUGCGACGAUGAUACCACAAGACGCAUUAUGGCGACCAUGGCAUCCUUCCGACAACCUGCUACCCGAGUGGCGGCAUAG
This is a messenger RNA of Seminavis robusta, 639 nucleotides long. The record is from the annotation of a GenBank genome assembly. NCBI's taxonomy places the organism in Eukaryota, Bacillariophyta, Bacillariophyceae, Naviculales, Naviculaceae.